GGUUCCAGUGUCAGUUUGAGGCGCCGCCGCCGCAGCCACCGGAGCCGCGAUGCCUAAAGGAGGGAGAAAGGGAGGCCACAAAGGCCGGGCUAGGCAGUACACGAGCCCCGAGGAGAUCGGCGCACAGCUCCAGGCUGAAAAGCAGAAGGCCAGGGAAGAAGAGGAACAAGGAGAAGAAGGUGGAGAUGGGGCUGCAGGUGACCCCAAAAAGGAGAAAAUGUCCCUAGACUCAGAUGAGAGCGAGGAUGAAGAAGAUGAUUACCAGCAAAAGCGCAAAGGUGUAGAAGGGCUCAUCGGCAUUGAGAACCCCAACCGGGUGGCACAGACAACCAAAAAGGUCACACAGCUGGACCUGGACGGGCCCAAGGAACUUUCAAGGAGAGAAAGAGAAGAAAUCGAGAAGCAGAAGGCAAAAGAGCGUUACAUGAAAAUGCAUUUAGCGGAGAAGACGGAGCAAGCCAAGGCCGACCUUGCCCGGCUGGCGAUCAUCCGGAAACAGCGGGAGGAGGCUGCCAGGAAGAAAGAAGAAGAGAGGAAAGCAAAAGAUGAUGCAGCUUUGUCAGGAAAACGAAUGCAGUUGCUCUCCCUGAAUAAGUAGCACGGCCUGUGGGAGGAGAUAGCAGGGAACUGGGCCGUGCUGCCAGGACCUCUAAUGUGUCUCACCCGC
This is a messenger RNA of Balaenoptera acutorostrata (minke whale), 667 nucleotides long. Its product is annotated as 28 kDa heat- and acid-stable phosphoprotein-like. The coding region runs from base 50 to 598 and encodes 182 amino acids. Gene Ontology annotation, molecular function: RNA binding. Lineage: Eukaryota; Metazoa; Chordata; Mammalia; Artiodactyla; Balaenopteridae. The transcript has a single exon. The record is from RefSeq and is a predicted model, not a curated record. Gene Ontology annotation, cellular component: cytosol.